AUGCCCCGAAAUAAGAAACAUUUGGUCAAUUUGGUCAUAAAAGAAAAUAAUAACUUUAGAAAUAAAAAUUGCUCGAAUCAAAAUACUCCUUACAAAUCCUCUGUGGAAGAUGAAAAUAUCAAAAUUCAAGUAGAAAAUUUCGUCGCACAAGUCGAUUUGGAGAAAUUUUGGAAUUGGUGCCAUUUGAACCAUGAAAAGCCGAUCUUACCUAAUAGAUCUGGUGAAAAUUGCCCCCGAGCUGCAAAUAGUUUUUUUCAAUUUAAGCGAUUUGUGGCUCGUUAUACCAAAGAACAUAAGAUUCGUGGCCAUAAUAAUCAAACUAUUUUGUCCAAAUCCCAAUCUAUGCUUUGGAGUAAGAUUUCGGAAGAGCAAAGACAAUUUUUCAAAAAUUUGUAUGAAGAAGCACUGAAAUUCCAGAAAGAGAAUUAUCCAGAGUAUGCUUUCCAUCCAAAAAGACAAAAAUCUGAGCUUAAAAUCAAGUCAAUGGGUAAAAAAUCGAAAGAUGCAGUUGUUGAAAAAAAUGAAUAUGAGCAGAUGUUCGAUCUUGCUCCUGCAAAUCGAAACAAUAAUCUGGGGGCAGCUCAUAUAAACAAGGAGGAAGCAAAUAUUUUACCUAACACCAACUCUUACGACUUUUCCGACGUCAACACAGCUGGACCAAAUAGUGUUCUUUUAGACAAUGGAAUCCCAAGUAUUUCUGUCGUUUAUGUUCCUAUGGAAAAUGAAUCAUUUACUUUCAGUGGCGCAUCAUCUCCAUUUACUUUCAAUGAAAUAUCAUCACCAUCUCCAUUUGCAUCACAAUUUGUUUACAAUGACAUAUCAUCACCAUCUGGCUCUUCAUUUGCUUUUAAUGACGUAUCUUCACCAUCUAGCUCUUCAUUUGCUUUCACUGAUGUAUCAUCACCAUCUAACUCUACCUCCACUACCUCCACUCCAAUUUUUUCUUCUCCAAGUCCGCAAAUGGAUGGAAAUUCUUCAGGUACAUCUACAAUUUCAACUCCAAUCUUCCAUUCUCCAAAUUGUAAUUAUUUUUCAGAUGACCAAGGAAACG
Messenger RNA from Diversispora eburnea, 1051 nucleotides. The record is from the annotation of a GenBank genome assembly. NCBI's taxonomy places the organism in Eukaryota, Fungi, Glomeromycota, Glomeromycetes, Diversisporales, Diversisporaceae.